AUGAUCUCGCUGCUGCUAGGUCUGGUGAUUAUUGCUGGCAUCGUGCAACUCUUUGUGGGCAACUCGCGUACCUAUGAAAUUGUCACCGCACAAUCCAGAUUGCAGGAAAACGCCCGUUAUUCGUUUGAUUUCAUCACUCAGGCGGCCCGUGAUGCCGGUUAUUUUGGUUGUGCGCCGGAAGAUGAUUUUGUCAUCAACGGGCUGGUUGGUAACUGGAAUCAGAUUCCCGAGUAUGAUUUAAGCCGGCCGCUGGAUGGCUUUGACGCCAAUGGCGACGGCACCUAUACGCCAACAGAUCUACUGACGUUGCCGCGAACUGAAGGCGCAACAAACCUCAACGUACACAUUGCGGGUAACGGUAUUGAUGGCACAACCCUCACACCAGCAGCAGAUGUUGUCAUAUUCCGUAGCGUAGAACAGCCGGUGGCGCGCUUGAAUGCAGUACUGCAGUCUGAUGCAGAGCCUGAAGUGUUCACUCCGGGCGGCGAACCCGAAUUUGCCGUUAACGAUGUUGUGGUUGUGUCUGACUGUGAGCAGGCCGCCAUGUUCAACGUCACCGGCGUUUCGGUGACUGGCGAUGUGACCACCUUGAGCCGUGCUGACGGCACAGGUUUUUUCAAUAACACCACCAGCGUGACCACCCUGGGCGGGGAUACGCUACCGGCAGCCAGUCCACCGCCGCUAUCUGUAUUAGGUCGAUCGUACGGUGGUGCAACAACCGUUGGUCGUGUGCAGACAACCAUCUUUUUUAUUGCGCCCAGCGCGAUCGCAAAUGAAGCAGGCGACAAUAUUAACGCGUUAUGGCGCAAGGUUGGCUCUGCCGCUCCGGUUGAACUGGUGCAGGGCGUUGAAGACAUGCAGGUUUUUUACGGUGUUGAUACCACUAAUGAUGGCAACCCUAACGUGAACCGAUAUCUCACCAUCGAUAACGUGGCAGACAUCAAUUCGGUGGUUGCGGUUCGGGUUCGACUCGAUAUUACAAGUCCGGAUGCGAUCCUGCGACAGGACGGUACACGUGAUCGACUGCGACGCACGUUCAGCAAAACCAUCAGUAUUCGAAAUGGUGUGGCGUUGUUUAUCAGCCUGGUGCUGUUGCUGGUGUUAACCAUCAUUGGCGUGUCAUCAGUCCAGACAACCAGCCUCGAAGUGCGUAUGUCUAGAAACGAACACGAUACGCUGCUGGCCUUCCAGGCUGCGGAGUCAGCAUUGCGAGACGCAGAAGCGCAACUGUUAGGCAUUACCUCCACCGCACCGUUUAAUGACAGCGCGGGUUUAUAUGAGGCGGUACCUCUGGGUGAAGCGGAAAACUGGGAAGCCGCAGGUACCUGGACAGGUGGCAACAGUGUCCUGGCUGAUGUCGUUGAAGGCACAGCCGCACCGUCACGCUACAUUGUUGAAUAUAUCGGACCGGUAUUGCGUGACGAAAACGCACACCAACAGGAAGACCCAUACUCGGGCGCGGCCACCGUUGACCGCGUUGAAAUGUUUCGUAUCACUGCGCGUGGCGUAGGCGGUACACCUAAUGCUCAAAAAGCAGUAAACGCCUCGCUGGUGAUGUUCACAUUGACGGUUUUGUUGUGGGGCAAUGUGUACGCCUUCCCUACGGUCGAUGCGGAUGACUUUGAUGACGACGAAGGUGCUGAGGUUGUUGGCAAUGUGCUCGACAAUGAUUCCGAGUCGGACGGGAGUCUCACGAUAGUUGGCUCAAGUUUACCUCCGGGAAUGACGCUGGAUGAUGAUCCCUUCUCACCAGACUUUGGCGAGGUGAGGUACACCCAUCCGGAUGUGCACUUCAGCGGCACCGUGACUUUUUCAUAUGAUGUGCGCCAGGUGGACUUAGCAUCUUGCCCUUUAGUCAUGCCUGAUCCGCUUUGUACUGUCACCGGGAAUGGCGUGGUGUUUUUUGCGCCUGUUGCCGACUUACCUCUGGUUGCCUUUGGUGGUGCUUCCGGCCCCGAAGAUACAGCGAUAUCUUUAGGUAUAUCCAUCACACCAGUAGAUCCAAGCGAAACGCUGGACAUUCAGCUCAGCGGUGUCCCGGCUGGUGCAGUGUUAUCUGGUGGAACGCUUGUUGCCGCGGAUACCUAUGCAUUAAGCCUGGCGGAAGCUAAUUCUUUAACCAUAACACCACCGCUUAAUUUCAAUGGCCCUCUGCCGCUGAACUUGUUUAUUGAGACCACAGAUACAGCGCUGGAUGCUAGCGCUUCGCCAGUGACGGAUCAGGACAAUGGAAGUUUCCCGAUCUUUGCCAUGGUCACUGCUGAGGAUGACGAUCCUGUGGCAACAGGUAUGGUGCCGACGUUAGAUACAUUUGAAGAUACGCCGGCAAACGUUGACCUGGCGGCAUCCGUCAGCGAUGUAGAUGUUGGCGACACGCUGAGUUUCUCUAUUGCUUCGGUCGAUAACGCGGCUAUCGACACAGCGAUGACGGUCGGUUCUGUCCUGGAGGUGAGUUUGUUGCCUGAUGCGUUUGGCAAUGGCUCUGUGACCGUCGAAGUGUCUGAUGCGGAUGGCGGCGUACCGGUUGUUCUGGUGGUUCCGGUAAAUGUUGCUGAAGUAAAUGAUGUACCCACAGUGGUGGGUGGGGUUGCACCCGUCGAUGUACCUGAAGAUUCAACACCUGAAGUGGUUAGCUUUGCCGGCGUUUUUGACGAUGUGGAUAUUCCAACUGGUGACAACCUUAGCCUGACAGCCGCGUUCGAAAGUGGUGAUGCACUGUUCGACACUGUUUCCAUGUCGGGUGAUGAUCUGACGCUUGAUUUUACAGCUGAAGCGAAUGGCGCGGCAGUCGUUCGUAUUGAUGCAACAGAUACGGCCGGUGAAGUUGCCCAGUAUUUUCUGAAUGUGACGGUGCAAGCGGUUAAUGAUGCGCCAGUUGUUGCCGGCUCUCUUUCCGAUCGCAAUAUCGACGAAGAUGAUCCGCCGGAGGUAGUUUCUCUGGCAGGUGUGUUCACCGAUGUGGACAUCGCAACUAAUGCAGAUGCUCUGACAUACGAAGUUGAUAACAAUACCAAUCCUGGCAUCUUCUCAAACCAGACAAUUACCGGUGACGAGCUGACCCUGGACCUGGUGCCCGAUGCAAACGGGGUGGCUGACAUUACUAUUAUCGCGCGCGACUCUGCCGGUCUGCCAAGUUUGCCGGUGACGUUUAGCAUCACUGUGGCUGGGGUGGACGAUCUACCCGUUGCCGCUGAUGAUGUUCUCGGCGACAUACCUGAAGAUACCCUCGAGCUGCGCAUUGAUGUGCUGGCCAACGACUAUCUUGGAGAUCAGCCCACUACUCUGGCAAGUAUUGUGAGUGUAGGCACUUACGAUUUUAUUGACGUUGAAGGUAACCUGGUUACCGCGCCUCAGGCUUCAGUGUCCAUUGAUACUGCUACCAAUGAGGUUUUGUUUACCCCCAGAGGUAAUUUCUGGGGUACUGCGAUGUUUGAAUACAGCAUCGAAGACGCCAACGGUGAUACAGAUACAGCCAUGGUGAGCUUUGAGAUCACGCCAGUGAACGAUGCGCCUGAAGGUCUGCAAACCCACCGGUAUGAUGUGUUUGAAGGUGCUAUCCUUAACGUGGAGCUGGCCAACGGACUGUUGGUUGGUGCCUAUGACGUUGAUCCUGCGCAGGUAGAUGUUAAUGGCGAUCCUAUUGCGCCACAGCCGCUCAGCAUUGUGUUUGAAACAGCGCCGCCACCAGCUCAGGGCACACUGACAACAACCGCCAGUGACGGCACGUUUACCUUUAUACCCGCGCCUGGUUUUACCGGCGAAACAACAUUCCAGUAUUCGGUUUUUGAUAACCAGGUCCGCAGCGCUCUUGGUGACGUGGUGAUAGAAGUUCUCCCUUUGCCGCCCGCAGCAAGCACGCCUAACCCCGGUGAAGUGUCGGUGCUGUUCAAUCUGGCGAAUACGCCGCUGGAACAGUCUGCAACCGUAUCUCCCAACGUCCUGGUGACCAUGGAUGACUCGGGCAGCAUGGACUGGCAGGUGAGCAUGGACAUGACUGAUGAUAAUGGUCGAUUUGUCAUAAAUAACAAUGGCAUCGCAACUUCAUCUCGUCGGGAGCGCGUCUAUAGCUAUCUGUUCAGUCUGAAUACGAAUGCUUACAGUGCAACCAGUGGUAAUGGUCGUGUUGUGCCUUCGCAGGAAUCGUUGCCAGCGGGUAAUGACUAUAAUGUUUGGCAGGCCCGUAGCGCUGCUUUCAACGGCAUCUACUAUGACCCUACGGUGGAUUACAAUCCCUGGACAGGUAUAGAUAAUGCCAACAAUGAUCUGGCUGAUGCUGUGCCUACAGCGAUCCGGCUUGAUCCUAUGUCAGCGGCCAAUACAUUUGAUAUCACCCAGCCGGUCAAUUAUCUGGCGCACUCUGUGCCUCGCUGGCAGACAAGCGGUGGUUCAGCUAAUGUCAAUGUCACCAACUUCUACAUUCCGCGCUACUACACCGCAGCUGGGGUUCGAGUGGAAAUUCGUGAUGACGGUACGAUGUAUCCCGGUGGCGAUCAACGUGAUGACUGUUCCGGCCCAAGUAACACGUGUACCUACGACGAAGAGAUUCAGAACUUUGCCAACUGGUUUCAGUAUUACCGUUCGCGCGAACUGGUGGCAAAAGCGGCGCUGGGUAACGUUGUUGCUGAGUUGCAGGAUAUACGGGUCGGCUUUGAAACCAUUAACCGUCGUAGCAAUGAAGCCAUUGCUGACAUGAAUGAGUUCUAUUGGGAAGGCGAAAAGCAGGAGCUCCUGGACGAUAUUUAUUCAGUUGAUUCCAGCGGCGGUACGCCGCUGCGCAGAGCCCUAGAUGAUGCUGGCCGUAUUCUGGCCUGCGAUCGUGCUGAUCGCGAUUGUCCGGCCUUACCGAUCCCAGAAGGUAUCUGUCAGCAGAACUUCACACUGUUGUUCUCGGAUGGAUACUGGAAUGGCUCAACACCACGCCCCGGCAACUUUGACGGUGACGAUUCCAGCGUAUUUGAUGGCGGUAAAUUUGCAGAUACCCAUAGCGAUACGCUGGCUGACAUUGCCAUGUAUUACUACGAGAACGAUAUGUUCCCCGCUGUCGAUGAUGGUGUACCUCUGUCCACCGCUGAUGUUGAUAGUGUGCCGGUAGGUACCUAUACAUCGGCAAACGACUUUAUCCAUCAGCACAUGAAAACAUUCACCAUCGCAUUUGGUGUUGAGCCCGACAUUGAUCCGUUAGCGGCGGAAGCCGCGCUCGCUGGUGCAACGUUUGCCUGGCCAUCACCGGGUUCAGCGCCCAAUGCUAAAAUUGACGACAUGUUGCACGCAGCCAUUAAUGGUCGCGGUCGAUUCCUGAACGCAGGACAACCUGGCGAGCUGCAGGCUGCUGUGGGUGCUGCAUUCCGUGAGUUUACCCAGGCGGCUUCUUCAAGUUCAGCAGCAGCCUUUAACUCAACGUCAUUACGUGAAGGUACAUUCCUGUAUCGCGGUUUUUAUGAUCUGCGUAACCGCACGGGUGAGAUGACGGCAAGCACGGUGAACGCAACAACGGGCGAAAUUUCCGCCGUACCUACCUGGACCGCAGCACGGAUGCUGGAUCCCAGCGGACCGCUGAGCCUGACUCCGGCCCAACGCAUUAUCUUCAGCUACGAUCCUGACAGCAAUGCAGGUGUUCAGUUUGUUUACAACGAUCUAACGCCUGAUCAACAGCUGACUUUGAGUGAAAACGAAGUGAACUUCCUGCGCGGUGAACGUAAUUUUGAGGAACCGCUGCCGGGAACAUUGCGAGAGCGCCUGGCUGACGAAGGUUUGCUGGGUGACAUCAUCAACUCAAGCCCGGUAUAUGUUGGGCCACCACGGGCAUUUAACCGCGAUCAGAGUCCUUAUCCGAUCAACGAUCUGUAUUCGGAAUUCUCUGCUGAUGUCGCUGCGCGAAGACAGGUGGUGUACGUCGGUGCAAACGACGGCAUGAUGCAUGGUUUUGAUGCAGAGACAGGCGCCGAGGUGAUGGCUUACGUACCUAAUGUCAUCAUCGAUGCCAGCAACGAGUACAGCAAUAAGCUGACGUCGUUUACCUCGCCAUUUUACCUGCAUGACUAUUAUGUUGACCUUUCACCCCGUUUGAAUGACGUUUACAUGCGGCCUUCAACUUCCGAAGCCAAGCAGUGGAUGACUACUCUGGUUGGUGGUCUAGGAGCGGGCGGCAAAGGUUACUUUGCGCUGAAUGUCACCGAUCCGGAUACUCAGUUCGCUGAUCAGGCGACAGCUGCGGGCGCUGCGUUAUGGGAAUUCACCGACGAGGAUGAUACCUAUCCGUUGGAUGCCGCGGGCGACCCUAUUGGUGGUGCAGUGGGCGCAAUCACCGACUUCAACGGUGAUCCGGUAAAAGACCUCGGCUACUCUUUGUCGCUGCCGAUCAUUACUUUGAGUAAUGAAGUGGACACCGACACCUUAAAUGAGUGGGUGGCUAUAUUUGGUAAUGGUUCAAACUCGACCUCCGGCAUUGCUACCCUGUUUGUGUUGUUCAUGGACAAAGGUCUGGAUGGCUGGGGUACAGCGGGUGACUUUGUGAAGAUCACCACCGGUGCGGGUGUACCGCUGCCAGGUGAACAGCUGGAAGGUUACCCCAAUGCGCUGGGCACCCCAACGGCAGUGGAUCGCGACUUGAAUGGCACUGUUGACCUGGUGUACGCCGGUGACCGUCUGGGUAACCUGUGGCGGUUUAAUCUGGAAAGCUCAAACUCAGCAAGCUGGACAGCGACACGGCUGUUUACAGCGACCUAUGACGAUGGCGGUACUGAUGUGCUGCAACCCAUCCUGUCCCAGCCGUUGGCUGUAAAACAUCCUCAGCAGACAGGUUUCCUGAUUACCUUUGGUACAGGCAGCUUCAUUGCAGAGGAAGACGGUAGUGAUACGUCGAUCCAAUCGAUCUACACCAUCUGGGAUCCACUGGUGAGCAAUCCGCCCACUGCAAAUGCUGACACGAAAGACACGCGUCUGGUUGAGCAGGUCAUCACCAAUGUUGUGGACGAUUCGGUAACACCCGCGCAAACGCGGCGUAUUCUGACCAACAACACAGUAGCCUACGCACCUGAAACGCUUUCAGCUGGGGUAUACGGCUGGUAUAUCGAUCUUGAUAUGGUUCGAGCUGAAGACACUAUUUCAGGUGCUACCAACACCGAUAUCAGUGGCCAGGCGCCUCCGGAUGUACAGUACCCUGGUGAAAAAGCUAUUCGACGCUUCAUUUUCCGGGAUGGUGUGAUAUUGACCACAACCGUUCUGCCCGCGACCAACGCAACGUCCUGUUUUGGUUCGCGGCCGGGUGCAAUUCUGAUUCUGGAUGCACUGACCGGUGGUGACCCGGGUGAAGCGGUCAUCGACUUUAACCUUGAUGGGGUUGUUGAUGAUGCGGAUCUGCUGGCAGUAGGGGGGCAGGACUUUACCGCUGGUCUGGUGUUUGACUUCACGCAGCUCGACGGGCAGUUGGUGGACUUGUCUACCCUGGGCGGCCAAGGGGAUACUGACUUCCUCUUCAUCUGUGGUGGUAACGAGUGUAUUUCACGCCGUAUUCGUGACUUGAAUGACAACAAGACCGGACGUUUGUCCUGGACGGAGCUGCGCGCUAACUAG
Symbiodinium pilosum is the source of this 7572-nucleotide messenger RNA. The record is from the annotation of a GenBank genome assembly. NCBI's taxonomy places the organism in Eukaryota, Dinophyceae, Suessiales, Symbiodiniaceae.